CGUGACGCCAGGCACCGCUCCCACCAAUGCGCGGCCGCGGCGCUGCAUUUUGAACGUCGGGGAUAGGCGCCAACCGCUCGGCUGCGCGCGGGGACGCCUUGCUGCUCGUGGCACCUCUGUGCGGGCGGCGGCCGGCGCCGCUCUCGGGUCGAAGAUGGCCGAGCAUCUGAAAAAACCCUUCAAAGACAGUCUGAGCGACAUAAAGGAACGGAUGAAAGAGAAGAGAAAUCAGAAAUGGGUGACGUUGAGCAAAAUCAGCCAGAUCUCAACUGUGAAAUGCAAAAGAGCAACCACCACCUCUGUGAAAAUGAAAAGCCUCCAGGCCAACAACAAAGCUCUGGCUCAGGCUUUGCAGGAAGAAAAGCUCAAACUGAGGGAUGCUCAAGCUCUUAUCCUACAGCUAAGGAAAGAGUAUCAAGAUCUGAAAUUUCAGAUGUUUGACUUGCGAAGAAAUCUUGCAUUCAGGCAAGCACAAGGACUGGUUGAGACUAGACUGUCAGCUUUGAGUGAGAUAAUUUCAAAAGUUUCUCAGAACUUACUGGAGUCAGUUGAUCUCCUCGGCCCAGCGAAGGAUUUGUGUUCCAGAAGUGUAAAUCAGAGAGUGUGUACUUCACUGCUUGAAAAUAAUUCCAGUGACAUAGGAGGGAGAAGUUCUGUAGAGCUGCUACAGCCUGCUGAUGGAGAUGAUCAAGUACUUCAAUGUAGGUUGGAAGCUGAUUGUGAGAAAAGUGAGCCGGAUCAUUCUGUGUUCAAGAUCUGUCAGGAACUUGACAAUGACACUUCCUUAACCAAAAUAAUUCCAGACAAAGGGCAAACAUCUGAUUUUCAUGUGUACAACAUUGCAUCAGUGCUGGGAGAUGUUUCUUCAAGUGGCGAAGAUGGAUUUGGUAAUAUGUUAACAAAGAAUGUGUCUACCAGGCGCCGCUGUUUGAAGAUGACAAGUAGAGAUGAACUUUGCACUGGCAUCUUGGACAAUUUGGAAGCAUCUGAUUCAGCUGAAGAGCCUUUUAAACAGGAUGAAAUCAGGCUUCAGAAAAGUCUAGAUGUGUGUACUGUGGAAAACAUACAUUCGGGUAUUUCUCAGGUGGACAAAGUAGGUUCAGACCUGGUAUUAAGGCAGAUGGAUUCUGAAACUGCAAAGGUCAGUUCACGCAACAGUUCAGAUCUUAAACAGCGUGCAUGUAAAAACAGAGAAGACUCUCAAGUAAGGAGAGAGAAGGAUCAGAAGGUGAAAAUGGGAGGGACUAAAGAUACUUCCAGACCAAGGUCAAAGAAAAGACAAGGUAAAGAGACUUGCAAAGAAAAGUUGGACAACUUGAGUGGUUCCAGUGAUGCUUAUGAUUUUAAUUUUGAAGAGAGCAUCCAUGUUACACCUUUUCGACAAAAUAAGGUGAAUGACAGAGAUACUGAUAUGGGUGACAAAGAAGAGUCAUCUGAAUCUAAUAGCAUCGAGUUGAGUGAUACUGAAGGAGAUUCAGAUGAUAGCCUUUACGUACCUUAUAAGAGCAAACCAAAAAAAAGGAAAAGUUCAGUGGAUGAGACGGGUACAUCACCAAUCCAUGUGAGGCCAAGGUCUAAAAGAUGUCUGGCACAGCGUGAGCAGAAACUCCAUAAAGAAGAGACUGAAAAAAAGACUGAAAUCAAUAAAUCAAGUGAAAAGUCUACUAGUCAGCCUUCUAAAUCAUUUCAUGGUCAUCUCUGUGAUGUUACUAACAUUGCUUCAUCACUCCUAAGCAAAGGGAAUGCACCUGUUGGCCCUGCAGGUGAAAGAUCACCAUCUCCAAAACGCAAACGAAGAAGCUGUACACUUACUGUGAACUAUAAGGAACCAAGUAUUACAGCGAAACUUAGAAGAGGAGAUCCAUUUACAGAUAUAUGCUUUCUGAAUUCUCCAAUUUUCAAGCAGAAGAAAGAUGCUAAACGCAAUUCCACUAAGAAGAAAUCUCUUUCAAAAUAUAAUGAGAAAUUUGUUGGUGGUUGUUGAGAUUUUCUGUGAUGCUAACAGGACUAUGAAGAGAGGAAAUCCAUCAAUCCUUCAGCCAGCAAACUUACACUAUACAACUAUCUCUAGGCGUUUAACUGGAUAUAAAACAAAGUGGGUUUUGGUUUUAAUCAAAUGACUUAUUCUUAAGGAUGUAGAAGACAUGAGAUUACUUAUAGCUAGGGUGAUUCCACUUAAGCUCUUUUGGGAGACAUCCUACUUUGUGAAUUUGUAAAUACAUCUGAAAUAUCUGAAAAAGAUGAAGAGCAAAAUUUUCUGACUUACAUCCUGCUUCAUCUGACUGUGGUUGGCGCAAGCAAACUUCAGGUACUGAAGUUCAAAUGUUAUCCAGAUCUUUAUUUAUGUAACAGUUUCAUAUUGAAGCCUAUAAUAAAAGUGUUAGUGUUGGAAAGAACUCAGAGUUGAUUGGAGUCCUUUUUACAGGGUUUCCAUAGUUGCUUGAAGGGUAGCAGUGUCACCUAUAGACAGAGUGAAAGCCAGUGCAUUCCUUUCCUUCUCUUCUCAUAUUGAGUAUGGUUGGAAGUAACACUUCAAUUGUAAUUCAGUUAUGUUGUGUGAGCUCUCAAAAGUUUCAAUUCUAGUUGUUACUUCUAUAAACAUAAGUUAAACUUAAAUUUGCUUUGUUCCUAAUCUUAUUUGGUUAUCUGCAAAUGUUGUGAAAAGCUUUCUGUUUUGGGAACUGGAAGUAAACUGUAAGCCACAGUACUGAGCUUUACUGUUAUGUACUUCAUAAUUCUCAUCUUCCUGUAUAAGAACCAGAGGAAAACUUAGUAUUUGAUACAACAAUUGGCAGAAAGCUAGAAAAAGUUAGCUGGAAGGAAGCUAUCCAGCAAGAUUUCAAGGUUCGAUAGCACUUAAAAUAUAGUGCAUUUCUUCACUUCAGGAACAUUUACAAGUGUUAAUGGAUACAUUAAUGAAAAGAGGAAAGCUGCAUUCAACAUAAGUAAUGGAAAGUACAAAAAUACAGGUUCUUUACUUGCUCUGCAAGGUUGCCUAUCUUGCCUGUCCUGCUUCAAAAGUUAUUAGUGCUCUCCUGUGAUAAAUGUUUUGAUUUACUGGCAACAUUUUUUCAUUGUGUGUUUAGUGUUUUGAUUAUGUAAACACUAAAUCUCUUCUGAGUGCUACUUACUGCCUUAUGGACCAUAUGCUUUUAUGUGACUGUUUACUUCCCAGUGCCUUGCAUUAUGAUACUAAGGGGCUAGUGGACAAGAAAGAAAGAAAGAAAAAGAAAAAAGCGAAUGACAUGCUUUGAGACUCACUUUAAGACUCACUUGGUUUUUCAAAGAAUUGUUCGAGUCCUUAAAGAGACUGGGAUAACAGCACUGUAGCUCAGCUAAUGGAAAGCUGGGAAUAGGUGGAAUACUUGGAACCUUCACCUCUCUCCUUACUUUCUCAUCUCAGCUUUGUAUACUGUAGUCAACUAAAUGCUCCGGAUGAACUUUUGAAUAGAUUCUCUCAAGUGCACGUAAAAAAUGCAUUGACUGCAUUCUUACGGAUUCAUGGUACUCAGUUGUGAAAUUGCUUCAGUGUGUAUAUUUGCAAUGCAGGAACUAAUCAAAAAGAAGAAGAGACCAAGUAAGGUUUUGUACAUAUAUAAUUUAAAACUAUUCUGUACCAAUACAAUAUAUUAAUUUUACAAAUGUAAAAUUCAUCAGCUGUUAAAGCAUUUGCAAAACCACAUUCUACUGUAACUUUAUUGCACAGUAUCUAUGAAAAUAUUAAUUCUUAAAUUAGAAAACAAAUGUUUCAAUAUAGAAGAGACAAUCUGAUUGAAAUACAAUAAGAAAAUCUACUCUGAAAAUAACAAAAUUUCACAGGAUACUAAGCUUACAGGUGCACCUGUAGGCCCAAUCUACAAAACCGGAUCAUAGCAUCUGGUACUGGCUAAUUAAAAAAAGAAAAAUUCUUUGUACCUUAGUUAUAGAUCCAAAUGUAGGUCAGACUAAUCUCAUGUGAAACACUGUGGCAAUUCUAGUGUUAACAUUUUGAAUACUUUGCAUAUACCACGUUUACUACCAGAUAGUUCCUGACUCUACUUAACUGCUUCAACAUUGCACAGGUAUUUUGCAGGAAUAUAUUCCUUGAUGCAGCAUAGGGUGGGGGUUUUUCAGCCUUAUAACUACUGAAUGUUACCAGUGUAUCAUCUGUAAAUAUAAAACACUAAGAUUGAGAGUUAAAUUUGUUUGUCACAAAACCAUUAUAGUUACAAACUGAUUAGAAAAUGUCAAGUGAUGACUUUUUGGCCUGUCCUAUCUCAAUUAGGAAGUUAGAAGUACCUCUUAAAUGUAGUGUAGGCAGCAAAAUAUAUAUUACAUAUGUGCUUAAUUUGAAGAUAUGCUAACAUGAGUUGUAAAAUGUUAAUAUGCUCCUGGGUCUAAAUAAUCACAGUUAAUAAGUAUUUACAAUAAAGCUUGGUAGAAAAUCCAGUUUACCACAGAAGCAAGUAUAUAAGAUUGAAGCUGAAAGACACUGACAUUUGUGUACUUUUGUCUCUGCUGAAUAACCUGAAGAAUUUAUGAGUGAAGAGUAUUAUAUGGGGUGGAUCGUGAAGUGCAUCAAAACCUUAAUGUCAUUAAGCCAAUUAAAAUUAAAUAUAGUAUAAUUAAAUUGGAGCCUUUAAAGAUAUUUUGAGUACUUAUGUCCUGCAUAAGUUAUUAUGACAUUACAUAUCUAGUCUGAUUUUUUUUUUUU
Lagopus muta (rock ptarmigan) is the source of this 4693-nucleotide messenger RNA. It is a transcript of the gene SGO1, whose product is annotated as shugoshin 1. The record is from RefSeq and is a predicted model, not a curated record. Bases 155 to 1984 code for a protein of 609 amino acids. Gene Ontology annotation, cellular component: nucleus; chromosome, centromeric region. Lineage: Eukaryota; Metazoa; Chordata; Aves; Galliformes; Phasianidae. Gene Ontology annotation, biological process: meiotic chromosome segregation. The transcript has 9 exons.